This is a messenger RNA of Prunus armeniaca (apricot), 1563 nucleotides long. Lineage: Eukaryota; Viridiplantae; Streptophyta; Magnoliopsida; Rosales; Rosaceae. The record is from the annotation of a GenBank genome assembly.
AUGGCAGGUAAUGGCCUGCCAUCUCUGGGUCGUGUGAAGCUAACUGAUCUCGCUCCUGCUGAAGGUCUUCCAUCAGAUUCAUACAAACUAUCUGUUUCAACUUUGUCGCAGUCACUAGCUCAAUAUUCUGCUGCCAUCAUUCAAUUUCCAGUAAGUGAUGGGGCUCUUUUGAGAUCUGGUUUAGAUUCGGCUCGCCUCUACUUCCACCAGAAAGCAUCAUACCCAGCUGCAGAUAUGGUUAAUACCAAUGACCCUCGUGACUGGUGCAAGACUUCCGGUUAUUAUGCAGAUCCUCAAUUGUGGCUAGAAACCUAUGAUUACAGACCUGGACUCACUCCCUUAGAGCCCAACAACACAAUGGAAUUUCCUCCAGCAGGUUUACCAGAUAUAUUUUCACUGCUUGGAAAGGCAGCUCGGGAUAUAUUGGAUGCUAUCAGCUUCUAUUUGAACUUGCGGAGCUCACCAUUUACUAAAGUACUUGAUAAUGUUCCCUUAAGAAAUGGGGAAAUAUCUUCUUCAGUACUGUCUGUCUGCUGUCAUACAAGACCAUCAUUUCAGGGAGCACAACACCAUAAUUUUACGACUCAAGAGGAUGGCCAGUUGGUUAUGUUUUCUGACCAUGAGCAUCAAGUUGACAAAAGCUUGAUAUCUCUUGUCAAGUCAGACAAGGCAGGUCUACACAUAAAGGACUUUCAGGGUCGUUGGGUUCUUGUGGAUGAAGAUCUUGGUCCCCAAGAAGCUAUUGUUUACCCUGGCCUUGCACUCUAUCAGGCAACUGCUGGAUAUGUCAACCCUGCACUGCAAAGAACAGAGACUACUAAUAUUCAGAGCAACUUGUUUGGCCGAUGUUCUUUGGCUUUUAAACUCAUGCCUAAAUCCAUGACCAGUCUCAGUUGUUCAGAGAUGAGAGAUGCUGGUCAUGGGGUUGAAGCUCAGUUCCAGCUGCCAGUUCCAGUCGAUGACUUUAUGCAGAGAUCUCACCCAACUGAUCAACUUUUCAACAGACACAGUUUUCAAAGUUUCAAUUUCCAUGCAACCCAAGAAGGAUCUAUGAAGCCUUUGUUAAGGAGGAGGAAGAAUGAUUCGAGAUCAAAACCUCUGCCACCUUCCAAGAGAUUAAGGCUUGAGGCCCAGAGAGUUCUGAAGGAAAGGGUUCAGGACAUUGCAGACAAGAAGGGAAUCAAGCUGAGGUUCUGCAACCUGAAGGAGUGUGAGAAUCAUAUUCUCACACUUGAUAGCCCAUGUGCCAAUAUAAGAAUGGAGAUUGGGUGGCCACAUGGAGUGCCAUUUGUUCAUCCCCAUGAUCUACCCAAUAAGGCAAAGAUUGGUUUCCUUGAAGCAUAUGAACCUGGUUGGACAGCUACUCAUGAAAUGGAGUUAAGUCUAACUGAACCAGGACAGGCCAGUCAACACUCGGUUAAUUGUAAUUGCAUUCUUGAGAAAAGUUUAUGUUCCUUCAUUUCAAUAGUUGACAAAGUGAACAAGAUGGAUCUGGAACCUUCAUCUGCUCUUAUAUCAAUUGUGCUGCACUCUAAAAAGGCAAUGGAAUCAGUGAAGAGCUGA